Messenger RNA from Ylistrum balloti, 876 nucleotides. RefSeq lists its product as uncharacterized. The coding region runs from base 1 to 876 and encodes 291 amino acids. Gene Ontology annotation, molecular function: nucleic acid binding. The transcript has a single exon. NCBI's taxonomy places the organism in Eukaryota, Metazoa, Mollusca, Bivalvia, Pectinida, Pectinidae. The record is from RefSeq and is a predicted model, not a curated record. Gene Ontology annotation, biological process: DNA integration.
AUGCAGCUUCCAGGCACCCCGCCAACCAACCCUAUCGUCUUUCACUACCGAGAGAACAACCAGAGCUUGAUCUUUACCACGACAGUAUCUCGCCAUGACACCCAGGCAAGCCUAUACCAGCACACACGGGAUAAUGAUACAGCUAAGGACGCUUCCACUGUUGCCGCAGCCUCCAAAGCUCUGAAAUAUGUCAGCACUGUGGUCACGUGGGACAUGGUUCGUGAGGCAACAGCAUCUGAUGGAACAUUUCUUGACCUCAUGCAUCACUUGAAGACAGGAUUACCAGACGAUGUCAGGGAGAUGUCUGCAACAUUGCGGCCUUAUCAUCGCUAUGCAGCUAGCCUGUGUGUUGUGGAUGGUGUAGUACUCUUGGGCCAUCGAAUUGUCAUCCCACCCAUUAUUCGAAAGCCGAUCCUCUAUGCACUCCAAGCAGCCCACCAAGAUGUCAGUGCAAUGCGUGCGCGGGCCAUGGACUCCGUGUAUUGGCCUGAUUUCACUGUUGACAUUUCCAGAGUGAGGGACCAGUGUGCACACUGUCAUCAGAUGGCCAAAUCCAACCAAAUGCAGCCCCCAUCUGACAUCACGCCUCCAGACUACCCCUUCCAGAUGAUCUGUAGUGGCUAUUUUACCUUCAACGGCAAAGACUAUGUUGUCAGGUAUUCAAACUGGCCUAUGGUACCUAGGUCAGAAUCUGGUGCAGAGGACCUAGUUAAACGACUACGUGAGACAUUUGUGACAUUUGGCAUCCUGGAAGAGUUAACUUCAGAUGGAGGCCCCCAAUUCAUAGCGGGGAAGACUCAGGAGUUCUUGAAGACCUGGGGGAUUAAGCACAGAAUUUCGUCCGUUGCUAACCCACAAGCCAAUUGCAGGGCUUAA